Dothidotthia symphoricarpi CBS 119687 is the source of this 1674-nucleotide messenger RNA. RefSeq names its product multidrug resistance protein fnx1. NCBI's taxonomy places the organism in Eukaryota, Fungi, Ascomycota, Dothideomycetes, Pleosporales, Dothidotthiaceae. Gene Ontology annotation, molecular function: basic amino acid transmembrane transporter activity. The record is from RefSeq and is a predicted model, not a curated record. Gene Ontology annotation, biological process: basic amino acid transport; transmembrane transport. The transcript has 3 exons. Bases 1 to 1674 code for a protein of 557 amino acids. Gene Ontology annotation, cellular component: fungal-type vacuole membrane.
AUGACCUCACCCGUCUCACAGCCCUCGGAAACAUCACCACUUCUGACAACUCCGGAUCGAGGCGCACUACCAGUCAGCGUAAAUAAUGGCAUUAUAUCAGAAGAAAACAUCGACGGAGGAGACAUUGAACGACAGGACAGCAAUGGAGAUAGCUUCAAACACCAAGGCAUGCCUGAGGUCAGGGCGCGUAUGAAGUACAUCUUCCCAGCAAUUGCUAUCGGUGUCUUCCUCUCAGCCGCCGACCAAACCCUCGUCGUCACCACCUAUGGAAUCAUAGGCACCGACCUCCACGCCCUGUCCUCGACCUCCUGGAUAGCAACCGGCUACUUCCUCACCCUCUCUGCGUUCCAGCCCGUCUACGGCAAGCUUAGCGACAUAUUCGGUCGCAAGAAAUGUCUCCUCUUCGCCUACCUUAUCUUCGGCAUCGGGUCGACGUUCUGCGGUCUCGCGCGAACUAUGGGCGAGCUGAUAGCUGCGAGGGCAUUUGCUGGCGUAGGAGGUGGGGGCAUGACGGUCGUAACCAGCAUACUAAUGAGCGACGUGUUGAGCCUGAGAGAACGAGGCACGUGGCAAGGGUACAUCAAUGUGGUGUAUGCGAGUGGUGCCGCUGCUGGGGCACCGCUUGGGGGCUUGCUGGCUGACAGCAUUGGAUGGCGGUGGACCUUUCUCGCCCAGGGGCCGCUUUGCAUGCUAGCCUUCAUCGCUGUUGCCCUGGUACUUGAUCUCCCGAAACAAGACCAUUCAGACUGGAAGACCAACGUCCGCAAGAUCGACUUCCUGGGCGCCGCCAUCCUCAUCGUCGCCAUCGCUGGCCUGCUUAUUGGUUUAGACCGAGGGUCGAACGUGUCGUGGAGCAAUCCGCUUACCAUCGCCGGACUUUGUACCACCCCAUUAUUUGGAAUCUUCAUUCUGGUCGAAAAGUACUUCGCCAGCCACCCUUUUGCGCCAGGACGGAUCAUCUUCAACAAAACACUCUUCGCGUGCUAUCUCUGCAACUUCUUCAGUUUUGGAGGCUACCUUGCAGUCUUGUUCUUCAUCCCACUGUAUUGGCAAGUCAUCGGAGACUACCGUGCCUCUCAAGCGGGAGCCUUACUCGUCCCAUGUAUCAUCUGCGGCGUUAGCGGAUCGCUCUUCGGCGGCUUCUACAUGAAGCGCACAGCAAAAUAUUACUGGAUCACAGUGAUUGCGUACUCGAAUCUGACCGUAGGCCUGACACUGAUUCUUCUCUUUGCUGGAACCAUCACCAAGAACUUGCCACUCAUGGUCGUGGGUACGUGUAUAUGUUCUUUUUCAAACGGAAUCGGGGUGACUACAACACUCAUCGGACUGAUCGCAAACGCAUCCCAUACCGACCAAGCCGUAGCUACAGCUUGCAGCUACCUCUUUCGCUCCCUGGGCUCCGUCUUCGGUAUCUCCAUGUGCGCAACGGCCUUCAAUCAAACAUUGCGCAAGUCUUUGCAAUCUGCCCUCAAUGGCGACAAGGACGCCGAGGAGAUUGCUGAGCGUGUUCGAGCCAGCCUGUCGUACUUCAAGAGUCUGGAACCUCAUCUCAAAGAGAUCGUGAAAGAGUGUUACGGUGACGCUACAAGGGCCGCGUUGGGCGUCAGCAUCGUAUUGGUAGCUGGAAGUUCGUUCUUUGCUUGGUUCAUCAAAGAGAAAAGACUGGAGAGAUGA